AUGACAGUUUCAAAUAUGGUUGGAGGCCCAGCACAACCGGCACAAGCUGCGUUAAUAGCAAGACCGCCACAGGUCAGACUUGUGCCUCCUGAGAGGAAUGAGGCUACGCUGAGUCGCUCAUCGAGUGUGUACUCGAACUACAGCCUACCUCACUCCAUCGCACCCGGGCCGGAGAACCCCUUACCAGGUCGUCCGCUCCCCGAGCCGGAGUCCUACUACAAGAUCAUGCGUGACAAUAGCACCUCUCGAGCACAGCGAAAGUCGCAGCGGCGCGAGCGGUCUGAUACCAUGUUCUCUCACGAUUCUGCCACCACUAUUGCAUCAUCCACCUCAGGGGCGAUGGAUGGCAUCGAUGACUUUAGCGCCUUCCCUGAGCCUCCGCAUGGCCAGCAGGGAAGCUUGUCUCCAGUCGUAGAGUCACCACACUCAGGUGGCACGUCACCUGUCACGUAUCCCAAGAUCCCACGACCGCGAAGCGGUAGUAACAAGGCCGCCCCUGGCCUAAAGCUUUUCCCACCAGCUGUCAAGUACGAGUAUACGCCAGCUGGACAGCCGAGUCCAACUCUGGGUCUCGCGAACCUGGUCAACACCGACGUUCCUGACGUUCCUGUGCCGCCGUCUCAGCAAGGACUUCCUUCUCAGCAACAGCCGUACAGCGGUGUCCGCCGACCCGGCCUGAACCCCUUCCCGAACCGCAAUCCAGGCCAGGUCCGCAACGGCUCGCCGAACAUGCCUCAGGAGGAGAACAACGGCGCCAUGCCCCAGCCCCUGAGCAUAUCCACCGGCGGCGGCAGCGGAAAUGGUGGCUGGAGCAGGCCAAUGAUGCCACCGCAGCCCGAGCCCACCCCAGACGAGCAGUCCGUCGUCUCGCCGUCCGUCAGUCUUCACUCGAACGCGAGCUCGUUGCUGGCGAAGAGGCUGGGCGCCGACCGCGCUGCUGCGCUAGCCAUGGGCGAGGGCAACGGCAAGAAGGCGCCGCCGGCCAAGUGGAAGCGGCAGCAGGGGCCGGGCACGCCCGGGUUCCUCGUCGAUGACACCCAUGUGCCGUUGCCCGCGACGCCGGGGUGGCAGCCGAAACUGACGCCGACGCGGCGCGGAGACGAUUUGUUUCUGAGCGUUCAGUAA
This is a messenger RNA of Phaeoacremonium minimum UCRPA7, 1125 nucleotides long. RefSeq lists its product as hypothetical. NCBI's taxonomy places the organism in Eukaryota, Fungi, Ascomycota, Sordariomycetes, Togniniales, Togniniaceae. The record is from RefSeq and is a predicted model, not a curated record. Bases 1 to 1125 code for a protein of 374 amino acids. The transcript has a single exon.